This is a messenger RNA of Saccostrea cuccullata (small rock oyster), 3741 nucleotides long. RefSeq names its product calpain-B-like. Gene Ontology annotation, cellular component: cytoplasm. The transcript has 20 exons. NCBI's taxonomy places the organism in Eukaryota, Metazoa, Mollusca, Bivalvia, Ostreida, Ostreidae. Gene Ontology annotation, molecular function: calcium ion binding; calcium-dependent cysteine-type endopeptidase activity. The coding region runs from base 183 to 2666 and encodes 827 amino acids. The record is from RefSeq and is a predicted model, not a curated record. Gene Ontology annotation, biological process: proteolysis.
AACUGAGAAGGUAAACAGACGGUGUGUGUUAAUCUGGUUUGUUUUCUGUCUUUAUCUACUGAUUGCAACAGCUCGCACUGUUAAUCAGGUGUUGAUUGCAAUUAACUUUUCAUGCUUUAGGUGUAGUCCCGACGUGUAAAACUUUCUGCGGCAGAAGAGAGGAUUAGUCAGUUAGUGGCGAGAUGUCCUACACCACUAGAACGACCCGAACUGUUCGCACGUUCUACUCUGAUGGGCGUGGCCCGCCCAAGGUAGAGACCAAGACCUACACCUACGGGGAUGACAGUGGCGGAUCAUCGAUUAACGGAGGUGUGAAUUUCGGGGGCGGGGGUGGACGUUUUCAGAUUCGCUUUGGUGGACCUAGGGAAGACGGGGGUGACCAGCCGAGCUAUAGUGUCCCAGCGUUCUCUCAGAGGCCCCAGGUGGUUGGGAGACCCACGAGGAAAGAGAAGAAAGACCCAUUUUCUGGAGUCAUUAACCAAAGUUAUGAUUCAAUCAAAAAGAAAUGUCUGGAAGAGGGUUGUUUGUUUGAGGAUCCAGAAUUUGAGGCAGAAGAUUCAUCCAUCUUUUUCAGCAGGGCACCCCCUCGUCCAUUCGAAUGGAAAAGACCCCAUGAGAUUUGUGACAACCCAGUCUUUAUUUCGGACGGAGCCAGUCGAUUUGAUGUUCAGCAGGGAGAGCUAGGUGACUGCUGGCUAUUGGCUGCCGUGGCCUCUCUGACUGUGAACCAGCGUCUCUUUGCUAAGGUGGUUCCGCCGGAUCAGACAUUCCAGGAUGGGUACUGCGGAAUGUUCCGCUUCCACUUCUGGAGACAGGGAGAGUGGGUGGAGGUGGUCGUGGAUGACCGACUGCCAACUUACUAUGGGCAGUUGACCUUCAUGCACUCUUUGGACAAGAAUGAAUUCUGGAGUGCACUGCUAGAGAAAGCUUAUGCCAAGUUGGAGGGCUCCUAUGAAUCCCUGAAGGGAGGCAGCACCUGUGAGGCAAUGGUGGACUUUACUGGUGGUGUCUCAGAAUUCUUCGAUCUCCGUAAAGCUCCUCCCAACAUGUUCAGCAUCAUGUUAAAGGCCAGCCAACGGGGCUCUCUGAUGGGCUGCUCUAUUGACGCUGAUCCCAAUCAGUUAGAAGCUCACCUGGCCAAUGGACUCGUUAUGGGUCAUGCCUACAGUAUAACAUCUGUCCUACUGAUGGAUAUAGAGACCCCCAGCAUGUCUGGUAAGAUCCCCAUGGUCAGAAUCCGGAAUCCCUGGGGUAAUGAGGCAGAGUGGAAAGGCAGAUGGAGUGAUCAGUCUCGGGAGUGGUCAUUAAUUCCGGAUUCACAGAAGGCAGAAAUGGGUCUGACUUUUGACGAUGACGGAGAGUUCUGGAUGUCUUUCGAUGACUUCUCUAAGAAUUUUGAGAAGUUGGAGAUCUGUAACCUUGGUCCAGACUCACUGGAGGAGGAUGAAUUGGACGGGAAGAAACGCUGGGAGGGGCACACAGAAAAUGGGGAGUGGAUUCCGAGAGUAAACGCAGGUGGAUGUAGAAAUUAUCUAGAUACUUUCUGGACCAAUCCCCAGUAUCGUGUGACCUUGACCGACCCUGAUGAUGAUGAUGACGAUGACCUUUGCACUAUGCUGGUGGGUGUCCUUCAGAAGGAUAGGAGAAAAAAGCGAAAAGAAGGACUGGAUAUGUUAACCAUAGGAUAUGUCAUUUAUAAGAUACCAGAAGGAACGGGGGAGGGGCCACUACCUCUGGAUUUUUUUAAGUACAAUGCCUCGUGUGCCAAGUCUAAUAACUUUAUCAACAUGCGAGAGGUUUGUACGCGACACAAGCUCUCCCCGGGGCAGUACUGUAUAAUACCCUCAACAUUCGAGCCUCAUCAUGCUGGGAAUUACCUUCUGAGACUUUACACAGAGAGAAAGUCUCAUACUCAAGAAAUGGAUGAAGAGACAGGAAUAAUUGAAGAUCAGGGACCACAUCCAAGCUUGAGGGUUAUAGGCGUAUACAAUGUUGUAAAUCGUCGAGUUUACAAUGCUCGUCAAAGUGGGGAUUAUAUGCAACCUGUACUAGUCCCCGCAGUAGCUAGUGCCCCACCCUCUUUGGGGAGGCAGGAGAUCCGUAAAAUCCCAGCCGCUAGAGAAAUCCCUCCCCCCACGGAGGAGGAACAGGAGCAGGAACAGGCUCUGAAGAGCAGCUUCCGCCGCGUCGCAGGCGACGACCUGGAAAUCGACGCCUACGAACUCAAGGACAUCCUAAACGCCGUGUUUACCAGAGAGUUUUCCUUUGAUGGCUUCUCCUUAGAAACAUGCAGAAGUAUGGUGGCCAUGCACGAUGGAGAUCUCUCAGGAAAGUUGGGAUUUGAUGAAUUCAAAGUUCUCUGGGCCGACUUAAGAAGAUGGAAGGGGGUAUUUAAGGAGUAUGACAGAGACAAGAGUGGAAAACUUAGUUCCUACGAGCUGAGAUCUGCUUUACAUGCCAGUGGUUUCCGCCUGAGUAACAGGACAUUCAGUGCUCUGGUAAUGAGGUACAGCAGCAAGGAUGGCCAGAUUGAGUUUGGAGACUUCAUUCUCUGUGCCAUUAGAAUGAAGACCAUGCUUGCCUCUUUCAAGAACAUUGAUGUGGAAAAUUCUGGACAUGCAGCCUUUGAUCUGGAUGGAUUUAUCCAGACUGUGAUGUAUUCAUAAGCCUUCUGGGUACUACUGCUGUUGACUGGGAAAACUUCCAGAUUCUUGACUGUUGAAGAGAUUUCUUCAUAGGAACAAACAUUAAUAUUUAGGAAUAUAUCUACAAUUGUAGAUCAGUUUAUUAUGAUAUUAAAUUGUUUUACUUGUUCACCUAGUAAACUGUAUAAACUUUAUAGCUAUGCAUGGCUCCUUGUUUUUGUUAGUCCUGCAUUACGUUAUGGUUGGAUACUUUUGUAGAAGUUUACACAUUAGCAGCUGAGCAGUGCAAUAACUGUUAAUACCUCUCAUGUUUUGUUAGUGUGGGGAAUCUCUUCUGUAUGUACAGUUAUCAGAUAGUAAUAUAUACAAAUCUGACAUAUCUUCCUUCCUUCAAUGUUUUAAUACAAAAUUAAUAUAUGCUCACUAGUUGGUUUUGUGGAGGGUUUUUUCCUUAAUAUUUACACCAGUGUACAUUUUUUCCUAUUUUCAAUGCUUUUGUAAAUAUAUUUACUUUUUAUUAAAAAAAACAAACAAACAGCAUAUAUAAUAUUUUUAUUACAAUAUCUUUUUAUUGCUAAACAAUAUUUGUGCAUCACUGCUUCUUGUUUUCUGAUCAUUAAUUAACAAGAAACUACUUUGCUAUUAUGUGUCAAGUUCUUUGUUAUUUAGGGAUUGGAGACUUGUAACAUGUAUAGCAGUUAAACAAAUCUAUGGCAUUAAAUUUUCAUGGUGCUCAUUACCAGAUUUGCCUUCUUGAAUAUUUAAUCAUUAUGAUCUGAAAGUGACAGGAAUGUUGUUUUAUUAUCAAUUGUUUAAUGAUAAAGCCCAGUUCAAUUUUUUUUACUCUUAUAUGCUUCACCAAUUGACUUUUUUUACACCCACAAUUUGAUUAUUAUAUCUUUUGAUCCUACUUUGUAGAUCUAGGUGUUGUAAUAAGUACUUGUUUUAUUAUAUACAUACAAUGUUGUCUUUCUAUUGAGGACAUUUGGUUUUUUUGCAAGUUGGCUUGAGUCCAUGUUUGAUGAGCAACAACUGUUCUAAUGUACCUUGGUAUAUAUUACUGGAUAUAGAAUAAAACCAUCUGUCUAAAGUACAA